AUGGAGUAUGGAGUAGUAAGGAGAGAGGAGAAGGUAGAAAGGAGAAAGGAGAAAGGAGAGGGGAGAGGGGAGAGGGGAUAUAAAGAUGGAGAUGAGGAUGGGGAUGGAGAAGGAGAAAAGAAGAAUGGGAGAGAGGGUGAGGGUGAGGGAGGAAAGAGGAAUGGGAGGGAGAAAGAGGAAAAAGGAAUGGGAGGGGGAAAGAGGGGAGAGGAAGAAGAAGAAGAAGAGAAUUCUGUAGAAAAGAUUUCGGGUUUAUUAUAUAUAACAGAACAGACGGCUCUCUUCCGUCCACUGGCUUAUACUACAUACGUAGCAUAA
Molecule: messenger RNA, 318 nt
Organism: Sclerotinia borealis F-4128
Lineage: Eukaryota; Fungi; Ascomycota; Leotiomycetes; Helotiales; Sclerotiniaceae
Source: the annotation of a GenBank genome assembly